CCUGUGCGUCACGUGACCCACGCCUCAAGACCUACACUGGAGGGCGGACCCCGUAUUGGGUUUUCUUGGUGAAAUGGCCCAAGUUCACCUUCCUGUUUAGCUGCGGCGACAACUGUUGGAGGAAACGCCAACGAGGAUAUUUUACUUGAAACAAAGAAUAUGGUGAAAAUAAUUUGUACGCUAGCCGAUCACAGUGAUGAUGUCAACUGCUGUGCCUUCUCCUCUUCCCUCUUGGCAACUUGCUCCUUGGACAAAACAGUUCACCUGUAUUCCCUAAGUGACUUUACUGAACUGCCACACUCUCCUUUGAAGUUUCACACGUAUGCUGUCCACUGCUGCUGUUUCUCACCUUCAGGAUAUGUUUUGGCAUCAUGUUCAACAGAUGGUACCACUGUUGUGUGGAAUACUCAAAAUGGACAGAUAUUGGCAGUGAUGGAACAGCCAAGUGAAAGCCCCGUGAGGGUUUGCCGGUUUUCCCCAGACUCUACUUGUUUGGUAUCAGGGGCAGCUGAUGGAACUGUUGUUUUGUGGAAUGCCCAGUCAUACAAGCUAUAUAGAUGUGGUAGUGUUAAGGAUGGCUCUUUGGUGGCCUGUGCAUUUUCUCCUAAUGGAAACUUCUUUGUCACUGGCUCCUCAAGUGGAGAUUUAACAGUGUGGGAUGAUAAGAUGAGGUGUCUGCAUAGUGAAAAAGCACAUGAUCUUGGAAUUACCUCCUGUGAUUUUUCUUCACAGCCAGUUUCUGACGGAGAACAAGGUCUCCAGUUUUUUCGAUUAGCAUCAUGUGGUCAAGAUAGACAGGUGAAAAUUUGGAUUGUUUCUUUUACCCAUUCUUUAGGUUUUGAAUUAAAACAUAAAAGUACAUUGAGUGGGCACUGUGCUCCUGUUCUGGCUUGUGCUUUUUCUCAUAAUGGACAGAUGCUAGUCUCAGGAUCAGUGGAUAAGUCUGUCCUAGUCUAUGAUACAAAUGCUGAGAUUAUACUUUUCAGGUUGACUCAACAUACCAGGUAUGUUACAACUUGUGCCUUCGCACCCAGUAUGCUUUUACUUGCUACUGGCUCAAUGGACAAAACAGUGAAUAUAUGGCAGUUUGAACCGGAAACACUUUCUCAAGUUAGGAGUAUAGAAGAUCAACCAAAUCAAUUUACUGAAGAUUGGUCAGAGGAUGAUGUUGCAAUGUGGCUUUGUGAACAAGGUUUAAAAGACCUCGUUGAUAUUUUCAAAAUGAAUAACAUUGAUGGCAGAGAAUUAUUGCAUCUUACAAAAGAAAGUCUAGCUGAUGAUUUUAAAAUUGAAUCUCUAGGGCUACGGAGUAAAGUUCUUCGGAAAAUUGAAGAGCUGAAGAUAAAGAUGAAGUCAUUGUCUUCUGGAAUACCUGAUGAAUUUAUAUGUCCAAUAACUAGGGAACUUAUGAAAGAUCCUGUCAUUGCAGCAGAUGGUUAUUCAUACGAAAAAGAAGCAAUGGAAAAUUGGAUCAGCAAAAAGAAACGUACCAGCCCCAUGACAAAUCUUGUUCUUCCUUCAGUGGUACUUACACCAAAUAGGACUCUGAAAAUGGCUAUCAAUCGAUGGCUAGAUACACAUCAGAAAUAAAAUUAUAUUAUUUCAUGUUA
This is a messenger RNA of Erinaceus europaeus (western European hedgehog), 1610 nucleotides long. RefSeq names its product WD repeat, sterile alpha motif and U-box domain containing 1 (gene WDSUB1). The record is from RefSeq and is a predicted model, not a curated record. NCBI's taxonomy places the organism in Eukaryota, Metazoa, Chordata, Mammalia, Eulipotyphla, Erinaceidae. The transcript has 11 exons. Gene Ontology annotation, biological process: protein ubiquitination. The coding region runs from base 160 to 1590 and encodes 476 amino acids. Gene Ontology annotation, molecular function: protein binding; ubiquitin-protein transferase activity.